AUGGCGCGGGGCGGGAGCCGGCCGACACGCGUAGCUUGGAGCCACCGAAGAGCGCCCGACUGCAACGCUACGUCAGUUGAAAUCCGAGCGACGCACGGGCCGACCGCCUCGCGCCGUCACGCGACUCCGGCCGCACGCGGACCUACCCUCGCACGUUCGAUAUCCCGCCAAAUCUUAGGGUCGCCGGUCCCGCGCGUUUUUUCUCUCGGCAAAGUUUAUCGACCCCUAACUACCCCAUAUCGACCCUCACUUUCGCUCCCCACUGUGCUCCCCUAA
Leptosia nina is the source of this 276-nucleotide messenger RNA. Lineage: Eukaryota; Metazoa; Arthropoda; Insecta; Lepidoptera; Pieridae. The record is from the annotation of a GenBank genome assembly.